AUGUCUUUAUCGGAGCCAUUCACUUUAACCAAGCUACCAAGAGUCUCUGGUGUCAAGGAAAGAUGUACUAUCACCAAGAACAGUGAUGCUGAUACUUUGAAUGUGGGUAUCUCUGGUGCUUCAAUAUCAAAAUAUAUCCUAAAACCUAGUCCGAAAUUGGCAUGGUCUCAUUCAUUACCACCAAGCUCAGUUGUUACAGCUUUAGAUGAAAACAAUGAAGUUUAUUACGCUGGUGUUUUCAACAAGACCAAAAAAUCACAUAGUGUUCUAGUUGUUGAAAAAUUAGAAAAUGAUUCAAAAGUAUUACAAGAAAUUGAAUUAGAAUCAAAGAUAAUAGAUUUGAAAUAUUCAGUCGACCGUCUCUACGUUGUUACAGAAAACUCUAUCAUUUCUUUCCAAGAUAAUAAAGAUAAACUCACUAAAUAUUGGGAAAAUAAAGGUCUUUAUACUGCAAUUUACUCAAAUUUUAUAAAUGAUGAAGUUAUACUUACAGUUGAGUUCAACGCCAAAAAGAACAACAUAAAUUAUAGACUUAUUUCUAUUGAAGGUAACGAGGUUAACUCAAAGAUAUUAGAAUCCAAAACAAAAUUUUCCAAUUUGAGAUUUACAUAUAGUAACGGUACUUUAUACCAGCAACAUGAAAACAUUAUCACAUUAUUGAGAUUACCACAUUUUAUAGAAACCAAAUCAGUUGACUUGGAUGAAUUAUCAAUUCCAUUUAAAGGUAAAAAUAUUACUUUAGCAUCUCCAGCAAUUGAUAGACUUAUUAUCACUUCUGACCAAGAUGUUUAUUUCAUCAACACCAACUUUAAUAUUGUUUUAAAUCAUAUUACAUCUCCAAAAUCAAAAGUUGAAAUACUUUUCACUACACAAGCACAGCCAAAAUCCUAUCACAACUCAUUAUUUGGUGUUUUAUUGAAAGAUAAUGAUUUAUCUGGUAUUUCAAUAACAUUAGAUAGUAAUACAUUAAGAGACUCUUUAGGUAAGAGAUCUUCAACCAAAAGUGAAAAAUCAGCACAAGCCUCAUAUAAAGUUGUUCCAUCUAUUCUUGAUAUAAAGGACGAAGAAAUUGAUAUCUCUUCAAUCACAAAAUCCAAAAACUUUGAUGAUGCUUUAUUAACUUUCUUAGGAGCUGAAAAUGAUUACUAUACUGAAAAGGACAAGGUUGUAUCAUCAAGUUUCAUCAAUGCCAUUGUUUCACAUAUAUUUGAAUUCCGCUCAGAUAAAUUACCAGAAAGAGCACUUACAUACCUUUUAACUCAUCCACUAUUACCAACAAUUGAUGGCUUAUUAGAUUUAUUAAGAUCAAAACCAAGACUCUUAAGACAAGCUAUUGUUACUGCUAAUGUUUCAAUCAAAGAGUUAAAUAAAGAACUAAACAUCACUGAAAAUGAUGAAAUUUUCAAAGAUAUCAUUACAAGAUUAUUAGAAUUUCCAAAAGAUAAAUUAAACUUUAAAGACCUUGAAAGUAAUCAUAUUGUUGAACGUAUAUUAAGCUUAGAUUUUGGUUAUGGAUUAAUUUCAUUAUUAAUUGAUUCAAGUGGUAUCUUCACAUGGAGUGAUGAGUUGAUUGUGAAAUUACAAGAUGUUUUAAGCAGAAAAAUUGAUGCUUUGGAUAGUGCAUCUAAUUUAGUUGCUGUUGUUGAUCAAAUCGAGUUGAAACACUUCAAGACAGUCAAGAAAGUUCCUGCUUAUUCUAUUGAACAAUUGUCUAUUUAG
Hansenula ciferrii is the source of this 1719-nucleotide messenger RNA. It is a transcript of the gene UTP8, whose product is annotated as Utp8p. The record is from RefSeq and is a predicted model, not a curated record. NCBI's taxonomy places the organism in Eukaryota, Fungi, Ascomycota, Saccharomycetes, Phaffomycetales, Wickerhamomycetaceae. The transcript has a single exon. The coding region runs from base 1 to 1719 and encodes 572 amino acids.